Prorocentrum cordatum is the source of this 1854-nucleotide messenger RNA. Lineage: Eukaryota; Dinophyceae; Prorocentrales; Prorocentraceae. The record is from the annotation of a GenBank genome assembly.
AUGGGCUCGGGGCUCGAGGUGCAGCAGAAGCGCGCCGCCCCGGGCCCCGCCCAGGCAGGCGCGGCCUGGUGCCUCUGGGCGCGGCUGCCGCUGCAGCUCCUGGACAUGGAGCUGCAGGCGCAGAUGGCCACGCACAAUUUGGACAAUGCCAAGCGACAGGUGGACGUGAUGGGGGAGGGGCAGGAAGGCCCGCGCAAGAAGUCGCCAAGAUUUCGCUGGGAUCAGCGGCUUCCUCGGACAAUGCUCCGCGCAGUGUUCGGCAAAGAGAAUCUGCGGAUGGCUGCUAGCAGCGUCGCCAAGGUUUUCAGAGGCACCGGAAUCAAAGGCAGCCAUCUUUUCGCUCGCCAAUUGAGAUCGGCUUUGGCGGAGCUUUAUUGCGACAGCCAACGUGUUCAAAUAGAGCGCCAAGUGCUCAGAGCGCCUGGGACAGAACACAAUUGGUUGGUUAUGCAUCUGCAGUGGGACGAAACCAAGUUCACUGUGCAGCUGAACGACGGCAAGCCUCCUUGUGGGCAGCAAGUGAUGACACAGCACGGCGUGUUGCAUUGGGAAGACGAGGACCUCCGCGUCCACAGCCAAGAGCUUAUCUUCCCACCGUCCGUGCUGGAAUCUGCAACCGCCGACUGCAUGCUCGGAGGCCUCGCGCGGGCGUUGCGCGUGGAUAUGGAUGAGCUCUGGCCGUCGGCGCUGCUGGCGUGCUUGUCCCCGAGCGUCGAUUCUGUGGCCGCAAACGGGCUGGUGUGCAAAUAUUUGCUGCAGACGUUGCCCUGGUGGGCAGCUCUGCGGCAAAUCCUGUCGGACGAGGAGGCUGGUCUGGAGGCGCGGCGGGGCGCGCCGAAUCCAGCGGACAGGGGGAAGCUCGACAUGCUGCUCGGGUAUUGCGACCGCCAGAUGGAUGAGGACGUGGAGGACGAGGAGGUGACAGCGGCGCGCGGCCAACGUAGAGGCCUCACCAAGCCAGAGGUCGACUUGAUCAAGGAGAUGUUCGCCGGCGACGUGUCUCAAGGGAGGCCCGUGCACCAUUGCAGGGGCCGCGACUGCUGCGCGAACAGGCAGGAGUCUGUCGACAGAGCGGUGGCGGCGGUGAUGGUUCCUUUGCGCAGGCGUUUGGCAGUGCCCGCGUUGAACCGCUGGAACACUGUGCAUCCCACCGCGUGCGUCUUGCUGCUGUUGAUCUCCUUGCAUGGAUUGCUGCCGCGUGCGCUCGAGAAGACGUGCGGCGCUGCUGCGCGCGCCAUGCGGCGGGAAGAUGGCGGCCUCGAGAGCGGCAGCGGCGCAGCGGGCCUGGGGGAUUUCAGGCGUGAACAGCAUGUUCGCACCGUCAAGAUGAUGAGGUUUCUCUCCGAUCUACUUGCGCGGCAACGGCUGGUCCUGCGGGUGGCCGUGGCCGCCGUGGGGAUGCGAUUUCAUUACGCAUGUUUCAAACGUGGGUCUUUGCAUGGCUGGCUCGACCCCAAGGGGUCUGCGCUGUCGUCAUUCUGCAAGAGCGUCGUCCUUGACACGCUCGCUCAGCUGAGCUCAGCCUUUGACCCCGCUGCAGCUGGACAUUACGACUUGUGGAGAUUGCCGCUUGCCCUGCACGGCCCCCUCGCGUCCUGGCCCGGCGAGGUCCUCCGCGAAGCAGACGCCAUCGUCCACGUAUUCACUGGGUCCUUUUAUCGUCGCUUCGACAUUCGUUUGAGCGGUUACCCAUGGAGGCUCAUGCGGCUCGUGGACGCCUCCCUGGACAUGGGGGCCCGCCGCGCAGAAGGCGAAGAACUCUUUCGGGCAAACGAGUGUUGCCUGGACUCGGGGUUCUCCUUGAGGCUGAGGAAGAUGUGCACCACGGGCGUUGACGACCUUUUCCUGCCAGAG